Meloidogyne enterolobii is the source of this 427-nucleotide messenger RNA. NCBI's taxonomy places the organism in Eukaryota, Metazoa, Nematoda, Chromadorea, Rhabditida, Meloidogynidae. The record is from the annotation of a GenBank genome assembly.
AUGACUGAAGACAAACAACUUUUCCUAUUCGGACAUACACUUCUGGGGAACGAGAAUUUGUUGCUUGAAAGGAUUAAAGAAUGCGCAGAUAAACGAAAUAAAGGCUAUUGCUCUACUUCGCCUGGAUGUACCGUGCUUCGAAAAAUUCCAGCUGAAGAUGUUUUGCAAGUUACUGCUGGGCAUAAUUAUGUUGACUUCCUUCUCCAGGUUUUAGUUCAAAGUAGGGGUGUGGGUUAGUUCUCUGGUUCGGUCACGGAUGCCCCAAAAUUUAAGGUCGGUUCGAGUUUGUAUCUAUUUGGUUCGGUUAAGAAUUUCCGAAGAUUUUCCAAGAGCCAACAACAUAGUUCACAGUACUCCCACCUCUAUUUAUACGUUUCUAGGAUCAUCGAGUCGCUCGUCUUCGUUACGAGAUUGUUGCCAACACUAU